GUGUCAUCACUCUCACUUGAGCUUCUGCUGCUCGUUGACACACACACGUACGCUGGUUAAUUGCAAAAUUCGGUUUUCUGCCUGACAUCUGUGGGAAAGCCUUUUAUUCUGUGGGACCUUCGCCUCAUUAGCAUUGUUGCCAUCAUGACGAUAAGCAUCGCUCUAAUAUGGGCAGUGCUGGUCGGGUUCUGCUGCAUCCUUUGGCUGGCUGUGGGGACACGACGCAGGCAGCCUAGGGAGCCUGCAGUUGAAAAUGGCUUUCUACCCUAUCUUGGUUGUGCUCUGCAAUUUGGGACCAACCCUCUCCAGUUCCUGCAUAGCCGUCAGAAGAAGUAUGGCCACAUUUUCACCUGCAAGAUUGCCGGCCAGUACAUUCACUUCCUGUGUGACCCCUUCUCUUACCACUCAGUCAUUAGACAAGGUAGACACCUGGACUGGAGGAAAUUCCACUUUGCAACAUCAGUAAAGGCAUUUGGCCAUGACAGCUUCGACCCUCGCCAUGGCCACACCACAGAAAAUCUCCACCAGACUUUUCUGAAGACACUGCAAGGCGAGGCAUUGCCCUCCCUGAUUGAGAGCAUGAUGGAGCAUCUCCAGAAUGUAAUGUUGAAGUCCAACACACUCAGUCCAACCAAGAAUCACUGGGAAGUGGACGGCAUUUUUGCUUUUUGCUACAAGGUGAUGUUUGAGUCGGGCUAUCUGACAUUGUUUGGUAAAGAGCUCGGUGAGGAUAAGUGCCAGGCCCGGCAGGCAGCUCAGAAAGCCUUGGUGCUAAAUACGUUGGAGAAUUUCAAGGAGUUUGAUAAGAUCUUCCCAGCUUUAGUGGCUGGCCUGCCUAUCCAUGUCUUUAAGAGUGCCUACAGUGCCAGAGAGAAUCUAGCAAAAACAAUGCAUGCUGAAAAUUUGUCUAAGAGGGAGAACGUCUCGGAUCUGAUCUCUAUGAGGAUGAUCCUGAACGAUUCUUUAUCCACCUUCAAUGAUGUCAGCAAGGCCAGAACUCAUGUUGCGCUGCUUUGGGCUUCACAGGCUAAUACCUUGCCUGCAACCUUUUGGAGUCUUUUUUACAUGAUAAGAAGUCCAGAUGCAAUGAAAGCAGCUCGUGAGGAGGUGCAAAGAGUCCUGGAGGCUUCAGGUCAGGCUGUUAACCCAAGUGACCCCACGUUGAACCUGAAAAGGGACCAAUUGGACAAUAUGCCUGUUUUGGACAGUAUUAUAAAGGAAGCCAUGCGUCUAUCCAGUGCGUCUAUGAAUGUGCGUGUUGCCAAAGAAGACUUUUUACUUCACCUUGACAACCAGGAGGCUUAUCGUAUCAGGAAAGAUGAUGUCCUCGCCCUGUACCCCCCCAUGCUGCACUACGAUCCAGAGAUCUAUGAAGACCCCUAUGAAUAUAAAUUUGACCGGUUUCUGGAUGAAAAUGGCCACGAGAAAACCAGUUUCUAUCGUAACGGCAGGAGAUUACGCUACUUCUACAUGCCCUUUGGCUCUGGGGUCACCAAAUGCCCUGGCAGAUUUUUUGCCAUAUAUGAAAUUAAGCAGUUCUUGACUUUGGUGUUGUCUUACUUUGAAAUGGAGCUUCUGGACCCUGCCAUCAAAGUCCCACCUCUUGACCAGUCACGUGCUGGCCUAGGAAUCCUUCAACCAACAUAUGAUAUUGAUUUUAGAUACAAAUUGAAAUCUAACUUUUAAUUUUGUUGUUGUUGAGAAAAAAACAUGUCAAAAUGUACAUAGUGUAUAUUUAAGUACUGGAUGUUCAUGUAGAGGUCUUGCUACAUAUGUAAAUAGAUGUUUUCACCGCUGUAUAUUAUGCAUUGAUUUGUUGCUCUGGAACAUAAAUUAUGCCCGUUAUAGAGUCAAAUAAAACAUUCAAGAUGUUUUAUUUCA
Molecule: messenger RNA, 1881 nt
Organism: Phyllopteryx taeniolatus (common seadragon)
Lineage: Eukaryota; Metazoa; Chordata; Actinopteri; Syngnathiformes; Syngnathidae
Gene: cyp7a1
Product: cytochrome P450 7A1
Exons: 8
Coding region: 145-1686 (513 amino acids)
Biological process (GO): cholesterol catabolic process; bile acid biosynthetic process; cellular response to glucose stimulus
Molecular function (GO): cholesterol 7-alpha-monooxygenase activity; iron ion binding; heme binding
Source: RefSeq, a predicted model, not a curated record